AUGACGAAGCCGGCGGCGAGGAGCGCGUCGACGGUGUCGGAGGCGGUGGCGGCGGCGGAGAGCGCGCGGCGGGUGGCGCCGAUGAAGCUGCUGGUGCGCGUGGUGGAGGCGCGGGGCCUCCCCGCCGUGCACCUCAACGGCUCCAGCGACCCCUUCGUGAAGCUCAAGCUGGGCAAGCGCCGCGCCAAGACGGCCGUCGUGAAGCGCAGCCUGGCCCCCGCCUGGGACGAGGAGUUCAGCUUCCUCGUCGGCGACGUCGCCGAGGAGCUGGUGGUGUCGGUGCUCAACGAGGACAAGUACUUCAGCAACGACCUGCUGGGCCUGGUCCGGGUGCCGCUGUCGCAGGUCAUGGAGACCGACGACCUCUCCCUCGGCACCCAGUGGUACCAGCUCCAGCCCAAGAGCAAGAAGUCCAAGAAGAAAUGCCGCGGAGAAGUUUGUCUGCACGUAUCAUUGUCCACAAGAACCCACGUAUCUGACGAAUCACAGAGUGUUCCUCAUCCGGCUUCAGAUGACUUAGCAUCCAGUUCAGACAGCCCCAUUGAGCGCAAAACAUUAUCGACAACAUGUAGCUGCAUCGACCUAUCAGCCGUUUCCAGCAUCGAACCCCGAGCAUCUCACAGCAGCUUCGAACGAUUCCCGGACAGCAUUCUGGAUCUUCCAGCCCGGAGUAGCGUGGAAGAGGCAGCCUCUGAACCUGGACCACCAGCUGCAGACACUGAUGCAACGCCGCCAAAUCCGUCAUCGGUGGUAGAGGUCUUGUCCCGCUAUUUCUUCAGGAAACCUGAGAAUGCUGCUCCUACUGUGCAGCCUCCGACUGCAUCAGACACUGAUCAGCCAGUUGAUCAUCAGUUGCAAGAGCCAAACGCGAGCUCAUCAGAAGAUCGUGAAAUCCCUGAGAAAGGCACGGUGGUACCUGAGUCAAGUCUUGAUGAGCUGCUCAAAGUCAUGGAGUCGAAAGAUCAAGGCAGUGAGAUGCCAGUCAACUUGCCUGGUGGUGUGCUGGUUGACGAAUCUUAUGUCGCCGCGCCGACCGAGUUGAAUUCUCUCCUGUUCUCUCCGAAUUCAGACUUCUGGCCAGCAGUGGCAGAGCUUCAGGGAACAAGUGGGUUUCAGAUUGAACCAUGGAAACUUGACAGCAAUGAGAGCUGUGUGCAAAGAACAUUGACUUACACAAAAGCUGCAAGCAAGUUGGUUAAAGCUGUGAAAGCCACAGAAGAACAGAAGUACCUGAAAGCAGCCGCAAAUUCUUACGCGGUGUUUUCUGUUGUCAGCACUCCUGAUGUUCCCUGCGGAAAUUGCUUCAAGGUGGAGAUACUGUACUGUAUCACACCAGGUCCCCAUCUAUCAUCUGAAGAGCAAACAUCUCAUCUUACUGUAAGCUGGAGGGUAAACUUUGUUCAGAGCACAAUGAUAAAAGGAAUGAUUGAGAAUGGUGCAAAACAAGGCAUGGCCGAAGGCUAUGCGCAGUUCUCUGAAGUACUAAACCAGAAGCUUAAAGUAGCCGAGCUUGAUGAUGCUAAUUCAAACAAAGAAAAGAUUUUAGCCUCAUUACAUGCACAAAAGGAAACAGGUUGGCGGUUGAUUGUCCGCUUUCUCGGGAACUUCACAUUCAUAUUCUCUAUUGCCAUAGCACUAUAUGUUAUAGCACACCUUCAUUUGUCCAAGCCUGAUGUGACGCAUGGGCUUGAGUAUUUUGGCCUUGACCUUCCAGAUUCAAUUGGGGAGGUUGUAGUUUGUGCAGUUUUAAUUCUUCAGGGGCAGAGCAUUGUCAAAGUAACACGGCGCUUCUUAAGUGCAUGGAAACAAAGAGGUAGUGACCAUGGGGUCAAAGCUCACGGUGAUGGUUGGUUGUUGACUGUUGCACUCAUCGAAGGCACUGGUAUUACAGCUACUGGUUCAUCUGACCUAUUUGAUAUCUAUGUUGUUUUUACAUGCAAUGCUAAGAGGAAAACAAGCUCAAUUAAAUUUCAGACAUCAGAUCCAAAAUGGAACGAGAUAUUCGAAUUUGAUGCUAUGGAUGAUCCUCCAUCAAGGAUGGAUGUUGCUAUUCAUGAUUCGAGCGGACAAUGUGUCAUUGGUCACACAGAAGUCAACUUUUUGAAAAACAAUUUGUCAGAAUUAACUGACAUAUGGCUUCCUCUCAAUGGGAAGUGUGAUCAAGCAAGUAACCCUAAAUUGCAUUUGAGAAUAUUUUUGAACAACUCGAGGGGGACUGAAGUUGUCAUGAAUUACCUAGCAAAGAUGGGAAAAGAAGUUGGUAAGAAGAUAAAUUUGCGGUCAACCCAAACAAAUGUAGCAUUCCGAAAGCUGUUUGCCCUCCCUCCAGAAGAGUUCCUCAUCGACGAUUUCACCUGCCAUCUGAAACGGAAGAUGCCACUUCAGGGCCGCCUCUUUUUCUCUCCAAGAAUAGUUGGAUUUUAUGCCAACAUAUUUGGACACAAAACCAAGUUUUUCUUUUUGUGGGAGGACGUCGAUGACAUCCAGGUUAUCCCUGCUACACUGUCAAUCGGUAGCCCGUCUUUGAUGAUCAUCCUUCGAAAGGAUAGAGGUUUAGAAGCAAAACAUGGUGCCAAGGGAACAGAUCAUCAUGGAAGACUCAAAUUUAAUUUCCAAUCUUUUGUUUCCUUCAAUGAUGCUUACAGGAUAAUCACAGCAAUUUGGAAAAUUCGAGCACUCAGUCCAGAACAGAAGGGGGAGGCGAUCGAAAAAGAUGAAGUGAAAGAACUACUGCCUGAAGAAGGCGGAUCCUUGUUCACUAAUGUGGAUGUUAAAAUGUCUGAAAUAUUUUCAUCAGUUCUUUCUGUUGAUGUCGAGUCCUUGAUGGAGAUGUUUUCAGGAGGUCCCCUGGAGCACAAAAUGAUGCAAAAGGCCGGUUGUAUAGACUACACUGCCACACAAUGGGAACUUGUAGGAUGCAAUAUACAGCAGCGGCAAACAAGCUAUAAGUUCGACAAAAACUUGUCUCGGUACGGAGGAGAAGCGACCACCACUGAGCAGAAGUAUAGCUUGGUCAACCAAGAUGGAUGGGCCAUUGAAAAGGUGAUGACCCUCCAAGGUGUUCUGCUUGCAGACUACUUCAAUCUCCAGAUGAAGUACUAUAUCACGAAUAUACCUUCGAAACCAAAUACAUGCAGUAUGCUGGUUUUGUUGGGGAUUGCCUGGUUAAAGAGUACCAAGCAGCAGAAGAAGGUCACGAAGACUAUUAUUUCCAAUACCUCAAAUAGAUUGAAGGAACUCUUUGCUGAAGUCGAGAAGGAGCUUACAUCAAAAAACGGUAGCCUUCUUAAUGCAGCAACUGGUCCCACUGCUGCUUAA
This is a messenger RNA of Miscanthus lutarioriparius, 3318 nucleotides long. Lineage: Eukaryota; Viridiplantae; Streptophyta; Magnoliopsida; Poales; Poaceae. The record is from the annotation of a GenBank genome assembly.